Messenger RNA from Gordionus sp. m RMFG-2023, 2158 nucleotides. Its product is annotated as ADP-ribosylation factor GTPase-activating protein 3-like. Bases 52 to 1731 code for a protein of 559 amino acids. Gene Ontology annotation, biological process: COPI coating of Golgi vesicle. The transcript has 12 exons. The record is from RefSeq and is a predicted model, not a curated record. Lineage: Eukaryota; Metazoa; Nematomorpha; Gordioida; Chordodea; Parachordodidae. Gene Ontology annotation, molecular function: GTPase activator activity.
UAUGAGUUCAACCUAUUCAAUUUAAAAAAUUUUAAUUAAACGUUUAGGUUUAUGGGUGAAGAAACAUUAACUAAAGAUGAAUUGACUACAAUAUUCAAAUCAUUGAAAAAAAUUCCUUCCAAUAAACAAUGUUUUGACUGUGGUAGUACUAAUCCAUCAUGGUGCAGUGUAACAUAUGGAAUAUUCUUGUGUAUAGAUUGCUCGGCCGUUCAUAGGUCAUUAGGUGUCCAUGUAUCAUUUGUAAGAUCAUCUCAGCUAGAUACGAAUUGGACAUGGACUCAGAUCAGAUCUAUGCAAGUUGGAGGAAAUGCUAAUGCUGCUGCCUUUUUUAAUCAACAUAACUGUACUAUAUCUGAUGCCAAAAUAAAAUACCAAAGCAGAGUUGCAAAUCUUUACAGACAAAAGAUUAAUAGUCAGGCUGAAAAAGCAAUGGAGCAAUAUGGGACUCAACUGCUUAUUAAUCAAACAAUCAAAAAUGAUCAAAAAAAUGAUGGCAAAGAAGAUGACUUUUUUAGCAUUUUGAAAGAUGACAAUUUAGAUGAUAAGGACAUAUAUAACUCUGAAUUUAAACAAAAAACUGAAAACAAUUUCUCUGGGGAUCCAUCUUUAUUUACAUCUUCAUUAUCAUCAGAAAAUGGGUUGACAGUCAAAAAAUCAACAUUUAAUUCUAAAAAGGCAAACGUCACGGGGAAAAAAACGUUUUCUACUCAAAAGUUGGGCAACACCGUCGAUUUCUCUGAAAUGGAAAAGAAGGCCCAAAUUUAUGAUUCCACCAGGGUUAAGAUGGCGGAAAAGAUUGCGGGGGAUGCCAAGGCAGCUAAAGAACUCUCCGAACAAUGCGAAGAAGAUGAAUCUAAAAAAAUGACUUCCUUGCGAUUAGCUUACAACGAUCUGAGCUUGCAGAGCAAAGCGAGCGACGAAAAAAUCAAAAAUCUUUCAGCUCAAAAGGCUAAACAAUACGAGAGAUUGGGUAUGGGAAAGGAAAGCAAUACCAAAAAGGGAAUCAGCCAUUUUGCCUCUAAAGAUAUGGUGAACAUCGAACAAUUGGGCGUUGACAAAGACGACAGUGACAACCUCAGAACCACGAAGAAUGCUAAUAAAACAACCGGAAGUGCUGCUACACGAGAUUUGGACAAAUUCUUUGACAAAUACGGGUUAGACGACGAUUACCAAGACGCGGAAGACGACUGGUCUUCUAGCGGCAAAAAAAACGGGAAAAAGGCGGGGAGCCGAAUUUUCGAUGGUAUUAAGCCCUACAGCGAAAGUACUAAAGAUGUGGACAUGGAUAAAUAUAAGACGAAAAAGGGACAAAAUUAUGAUAAGGAUACCAAGGACGAAACCAACGCGGCUAGAACCCAAUUUUCUAACGCCAAAUCAAUAUCCUCCGAUCAAUAUUUCAACAAACAUACCAGGGACGAGGGAAGCGAAUACAACGCCAAGCUACGCAAUCUGGAAGGCAAAUCGGCUAUUUCUAGUUCCGAUCUUUUCGGCGAAAGUGACGGCUUCAAAUCGGGAACUUCCAAAGGUUCUGGAAACCCUCGCAGGUCUUCAUCCAAUUUCUCCACGUCCUACAACAACGCUUACGACUACUACUCAACCUAUAAAGACAUGUUGUCCCCCGAGCUUACCAAUAUCAAAGACGGCGUUAAAGAUGGGGUCAGCAGAAUAACCGGAAGGUUGACCAACAUGGCGAGCAGCGUGUUUAGUAAUAUUCAGGAUCGAUAUAGCUAAGUCAAUGAAGGUCGUCUCGAGGAACAUUUAUUGCUCUUGAAAUUCUCAAUCUUCGAUUACUAUGCUGAAUAUUUAAUAUCCCUUAAAAAGAGUUUGAUGAAGAGGAAAAACAGAAUGAUAAUAAUUUUAUAUUUGUAUUUUAUCUUAUUUAUUCCUCGCAUUAUUUUGUAAUUGAUUAUUAUUUUUUGUUAUAUCAUUUCAUUUUAAAACCUUAUAUAUAUAUUUUUUUUCCUUUUUUUUGUACUCAAUUAAUAUAUAGUAGCUGCAUCUACCCAGGUAAAGUUUUAAAAAGAAUUGUAUCGAGAUUACUGAAAGAUGCUAAUUGUGUACUAAUUUAAUUAGGUUUCAGAAAUGGUAUCAAAACAUAUGUUUUUCAAAUAUAAUUUUUAUAAUCCCCGCCUUUAUUAAAUUUAUUUACCCGUCUUAU